GCUUUUAGCUGUCUCCACCCCUCCCCUAGCCUCUCUUCUUCCUGCUUCAGUCACCGAGUCCCCUCCUCCCUUUAUCACAGGGACAAACGCCCCCCACAACUCAGGAAGUGGGGGUGGAGGGUCCGAAGGGAGCAAAAGUGAUCAAAUGGCGGUGGCAAUGGGCACCCUAUCUUAGGCGUUCAAAUAAAGGACUAGGAAGCAAACACCCAAGCACCGGGGAACAGAACAGAAAGAAAGACGGAAGGAGCCAAGAGAGUUUUGGAGCCAACUCCUGGAGAGGGAGCGGCUGAACUGAUUCGGAAGUUGGAUCUCUGUACACAGGAAUGCGGAGAGAAAAAAAACAAAACCCACCCCAUUGCUUCAUUUCCCCUCUAAGCCUGAGCACUUUCUAUUGUGCAAUGAAAAGACUUUCCACGUUGAGAAAAAUUAAUCCCGAAUUUGCUCUGCAAAGGGAUGAGCGCGCCUCUGGGCGCUAGCCUGCUCUCAGCUGGGCGCGGAGACCGCGCGGUGGCCGCAGGGCGGCCGCGGCCAGGGCGCUCCAGGGCGCGUCCUCCGCGAGCGGCUCGGGGGUGGCGCCCGCCGGAGAGAGCUGGACUCCCCCUUCCGCGGGCGCCUGCACUGGCUCUUAGCCAGCCGAGGGCCCGGGUGCAGAUAGUCCGGGAACCCCGAGGGCGGAGAACUCCCCACUACGCCUGGGCCUCACAGGGAUGGCAGUUCCGCGAGCCCCCUAGGCUCGGGGGCUCCCCGUUUCCGUGCAGGACGCCUUUGGGGAUCAGGAGGGCUGGCGGCGCAUUUGGCGUCCGGGAGGCCGGGCCCAGGACGCGCGAGGAGCGCGAGGCGCCGGGAGGCGGGCGGGUGCACAUGGGUGCCGGCGGGCGGGCUGCCGGGGCGGGGGUGGGGGGGUGCCGGGGUGUGGCCUCCCCGCCUCCCGGGCGGGAUUUGCAUGUGUGUGGUGGCCCCAGACUUCCUGCUCCUUCUACGCUGCAGGUACGCGCUGGCCGGGCGGGGCGGGCAGGCGGCGGGCGCGCCAAGACGCGGGCACCUCCUCACCCGGACCCCGGGCCCCGCCGCGCAGCCUCCUGGCUCCCGUGGCCGCCAGCCCGCCCCGGCCGCACCGAGCGUCGGGCUCCGAGGUGGGGGCGCGCCCCUCGCCGCCCGCCGGACGCCUCAGUCCUCCGCACUGAGCUUGGCCACGCGCCCCUAGGCGCCCCUCACGCCCCGGGCCCCGGAGGGCCGCAGCCAUGAGUGAAAUGUCCAGCUUUCUUCACAUCGGGGACAUCGUCUCCCUGUACGCCGAGGGCUCCGUCAAUGGCUUCAUCAGCACUUUGGGGCUGGUGGAUGACCGCUGUGUGGUGGAGCCUGCGGCCGGGGACCUGGACAACCCUCCUAAGAAGUUCCGAGACUGCCUCUUCAAGGUGUGCCCCAUGAACCGCUACUCGGCCCAGAAGCAGUACUGGAAGGCCAAGCAGACCAAGCAGGACAAGGAGAAGAUCGCUGAUGUGGUGUUGCUGCAGAAGCUGCAGCACGCGGCCCAAAUGGAGCAGAAGCAAAACGACACGGAGAACAAGAAGGUGCACGGGGAUGUCGUGAAGUAUGGCAGUGUGAUCCAGCUCCUGCACAUGAAAAGCAACAAGUACCUGACGGUGAACAAGCGGCUUCCAGCCUUGCUGGAGAAGAACGCCAUGCGGGUGACCCUGGAUGCCACAGGCAACGAGGGUUCCUGGCUCUUCAUCCAGCCCUUCUGGAAGCUGCGGAGCAAUGGGGACAACGUGGUCGUGGGGGACAAGGUGAUCCUGAAUCCUGUCAACGCCGGGCAGCCUCUGCAUGCCAGCAAUUACGAACUCAGCGAUAAUGCCGGCUGCAAGGAGGUCAACUCUGUGAACUGCAACACCAGCUGGAAGAUCAACCUGUUUAUGCAGUUCCGGGACCACCUGGAGGAGGUGUUGAAAGGGGGAGACGUGGUGCGGUUGUUCCAUGCGGAGCAGGAGAAGUUCCUGACCUGUGACGAGUACAAGGGCAAGCUGCAGGUGUUCCUGAGAACCACACUGCGCCAGUCGGCCACCUCGGCCACCAGCUCCAAUGCUCUCUGGGAGGUGGAGGUGGUCCACCACGACCCCUGCCGUGGAGGAGCUGGGCACUGGAAUGGCCUGUACCGCUUCAAGCACCUGGCCACGGGCAACUACCUGGCUGCUGAGGAGAACCCCAGUUACAAAGGUGAUGCCUCGGAUCCCAAGGCAACAGGAAUGGGGGCCCAGGGCCGUGCAGGCCGCAGGAAUGCUGGGGAGAAGAUCAAGUACCGCCUGGUGGCCGUUCCUCAUGGCAACGACAUUGCCUCUCUCUUUGAGCUGGACCCCACCACCUUGCAGAAAACCGACUCUUUUGUGCCCCGGAACUCGUACGUCCGGCUGCGGCACCUCUGCACCAACACGUGGAUCCAGAGCACCAAUGUGCCCAUUGACAUCGAGGAGGAGCGGCCCAUCCGGCUCAUGCUGGGCACCUGCCCCACUAAGGAAGACAAGGAGGCCUUUGCCAUUGUGUCGGUGCCUGUGUCCGAGAUCCGAGACCUGGACUUUGCCAAUGAUGCCAGCUCCAUGCUGGCCAGCGCCGUGGAGAAACUCAAUGAGGGCUUCAUCAGCCAGAAUGACCGCAGGUUUGUCAUCCAGCUGCUGGAAGACCUGGUGUUCUUUGUCAGUGAUGUCCCCAACAAUGGGCAGAAUGUCCUGGACAUCAUGGUCACCAAGCCCAACCGGGAACGGCAGAAGCUGAUGAGGGAGCAGAACAUCCUCAAACAGAUCUUUGGCAUUCUGAAGGCCCCGUUCCGUGAGAAGGGGGGUGAAGGUCCCCUGGUGCGGCUGGAGGAGCUGUCAGACCAGAAGAACGCCCCCUAUCAGCAUAUGUUCCGUCUGUGCUACCGUGUGCUGCGGCAUUCCCAGGAGGACUACCGCAAGAACCAGGAGCACAUCGCCAAGCAGUUUGGGAUGAUGCAGUCCCAGAUUGGCUAUGACAUCUUGGCUGAGGACACCAUCACCGCCCUGCUGCACAACAAUCGCAAGCUCCUGGAAAAGCACAUCACCAAGACCGAGGUGGAGACCUUCGUCAGCCUUGUGCGCAAGAACCGGGAGCCCAGGUUCCUGGACUACCUCUCUGACCUGUGUGUGUCCAACCACAUUGCCAUCCCCGUCACCCAGGAGCUCAUCUGCAAAUGUGUGCUGGACCCCAAGAACAGUGACAUUCUCAUCCAGACAGAACUUCGGCCCGUGAAGGAGAUGGCCCAAUCCCACGAGUACCUGAGCAUCGAGUACUCAGACGAGGAAGUGUGGCUCACGUGGACUGACAAGAAUAACGAGCACCAUGAGAAGAGUGUGAGGCAGCUGGCCCAGGAGGCGCGGGCCGGCAACGCCCACGACGAGAAUGUGCUCAGCUACUACAGGUACCAGCUGAAGCUCUUUGCCCGCAUGUGCUUGGACCGCCAGUACUUGGCCAUCGAUGAGAUCUCCCAGCAGCUGGGUGUGGACCUGAUUUUCCUGUGCAUGGCGGACGAGAUGCUGCCCUUUGACCUGCGUGCCUCCUUCUGCCACCUGAUGCUGCACGUGCAUGUGGACCGCGACCCCCAGGAGCUGGUCACGCCGGUCAAGUUUGCCCGUCUCUGGACUGAGAUCCCCACAGCCAUCACCAUCAAGGACUAUGAUUCCAACCUCAACGCGUCCCGAGAUGACAAGAAGAACAAGUUUGCCAACACCAUGGAGUUCGUGGAGGACUACCUCAACAAUGUGGUCAGCGAGGCUGUGCCCUUUGCCAACGAGGAGAAGAACAAGCUCACUUUUGAGGUGGUCAGCCUGGCGCACAACCUCAUCUACUUCGGCUUCUACAGCUUCAGCGAGCUGCUGCGGCUCACUCGCACACUGCUGGGCAUCAUCGACUGUGUGCAGGGGCCCCCGGCCAUGCUGCAGGCCUAUGAGGACCCCGGCGGCAAGAAUGUGCGGCGGUCCAUCCAGGGCGUGGGGCACAUGAUGUCCACCAUGGUGCUGAGCCGCAAGCAGUCAGUCUUCGGUGCCCCCAGCCUGCCUGCUGGGGCCAGUGCUGCUGAGCCGCUGGACAGAAGCAAGUUUGAGGAGAAUGAGGACAUUGUGGUGAUGGAGACCAAGCUGAAGAUCCUGGAAAUCCUUCAGUUCAUCCUCAAUGUCCGCCUGGAUUACCGCAUCUCCUAUCUGCUGUCUGUCUUCAAGAAGGAGUUCGUGGAGGUGUUUCCCAUGCAGGACAGCGGGGCUGAUGGCACAGCCCCUGCCUUCGACUCUACCACUGCCAACAUGAACCUGGAUCGUAUUGGGGAGCAGGCGGAGGCCAUGUUUGGAGUGGGGAAGACAAGCAGCAUGCUGGAGGUGGAUGACGAGGGCGGCCGCAUGUUCCUGCGCGUGCUCAUCCACCUCACCAUGCAUGACUAUGCGCCGCUGGUCUCGGGUGCCCUGCAGCUGCUCUUCAAGCACUUCAGCCAGCGCCAGGAGGCCAUGCACACCUUCAAGCAGGUUCAGCUGCUGAUCUCAGCGCAGGACGUGGAGAACUACAAGGUGAUCAAGUCAGAGCUGGACCGGCUGCGGACCAUGGUGGAGAAGUCAGAGCUGUGGGUGGACAAGAAGGGCAGUGGCAAGGGCGAGGAGGUGGAGGCAGGCGCAGCCAAGGACAAGAAGGAGCGGCCCACGGACGAGGAGGGCUUUCUGCACCCACCAGGGGAGAAAAGCAGUGAGAACUACCAGAUUGUCAAGGGCAUCCUGGAAAGGCUGAAUAAGAUGUGUGGGGUCGGGGAGCAAAUGAGGAAGAAGCAGCAACGGCUGCUGAAGAACAUGGAUGCCCACAAGGUCAUGCUGGACCUGCUGCAGAUCCCCUACGACAAGGGUGAUGCCAAGAUGAUGGAGAUCCUACGCUACACGCACCAGUUCCUGCAGAAGUUCUGUGCAGGGAACCCUGGCAACCAGGCCCUGCUGCACAAGCACCUGCACCUUUUCCUCACACCAGGGCUCCUGGAGGCAGAGACCAUGCAACACAUCUUCCUGAACAACUAUCAGCUCUGCUCCGAGAUCAGCGAGCCCGUGUUGCAGCACUUCGUGCACCUGCUGGCCACGCACGGGCGCCAUGUGCAGUACCUGGACUUCCUGCACACCGUCAUCAAGGCUGAGGGCAAGUACGUCAAGAAGUGCCAGGACAUGAUCAUGACUGAGCUGACCAAUGCAGGUGACGAUGUGGUCGUGUUCUACAACGAUAAGGCAUCGCUGGCCCACCUGCUGGACAUGAUGAAGGCCGCCCGCGAUGGCGUGGAGGACCACAGCCCCCUCAUGUACCACAUUUCCCUGGUGGACCUGCUGGCUGCCUGCGCCGAGGGCAAAAACGUCUACACUGAGAUCAAGUGCACCUCCCUGCUGCCGCUGGAGGACGUGGUGUCUGUGGUGACGCAUGAGGACUGCAUCACUGAGGUGAAAAUGGCCUAUGUGAACUUCGUGAACCACUGCUAUGUGGACACGGAGGUGGAGAUGAAGGAGAUCUACACCAGCAACCACAUCUGGACGCUCUUUGAGAACUUCACCCUGGACAUGGCGCGGGUCUGCAGCAAGCGUGAGAAGCGCGUGGCUGACCCCGCCCUGGAGAAGUACGUGCUGAGCGUCGUGCUGGACACCAUCAACGCCUUCUUCAGCUCCCCGUUCUCUGAGAACAGCACUUCCCUGCAGACACACCAGACGAUUGUGGUGCAGCUGCUGCAGUCCACCACACGGCUCCUCGAGUGUCCGUGGCUACAGCAGCAGCAUAAGGGCUCUGUGGAGGCCUGCAUCCGGACCCUCGCCAUGGUGGCCAAGGGCCGGGCCAUCUCGCUGCCCAUGGACCUGGACGCCCACAUCAGCUCGAUGCUCAGCAGUGGAGCCAGCUGUGCAGCUGCCGCCCAGCGGAACGCCUCCAGCUACAAGGCGACCACGCGGGCCUUCCCCCGCGUCACCCCCACCGCUAACCAGUGGGACUACAAGAACAUCAUUGAGAAGCUGCAGGACAUCAUCACAGCCCUGGAGGAGCGGCUGAAGCCCCUGGUGCAGGCUGAGCUGUCCGUGCUGGUGGACGUCCUGCACUGGCCUGAGCUGCUCUUCCUGGAGGGCAGUGAGGCCUACCAGCGCUGCGAGAGUGGGGGCUUCCUGUCCAAGCUGAUCCAGCACACCAAGGACCUCAUGGAGUCGGAGGAGAAGCUGUGCAUCAAGGUGCUGCGGACCCUGCAGCAGAUGCUGCUCAAGAAAACCAAGUACGGGGACCGGGGCAAUCAGCUGCGCAAGAUGCUGCUGCAAAACUACCUCCAGAACCGGAAGUCCACCUCGCGGGGGGACCUUCCCGACCCCAUGGGCACUGGCCUGGACCCAGACUGGUCGGCAAUCGCAGCCACCCAGUGCCGGCUGGACAAGGAGGGGGCCACCAAGUUGGUAUGUGACCUCAUCACCAGCACCAAGAAUGAGAAGAUCUUCCAGGAGAGCAUUGGCCUGGCCAUCCGCCUGCUGGAUGGUGGCAACACAGAGAUCCAGAAAUCCUUCCACAACCUGAUGAUGAGUGACAAGAAGUCAGAGCGCUUCUUCAAGGUGCUGCACGACCGCAUGAAGCGGGCCCAGCAGGAGACCAAGUCCACCGUGGCAGUCAACAUGAAUGACCUGGGCAGCCAGCCACAUGAGGACCGUGAGCCAGUCGACCCCACCACUAAAGGCCGCGUGGCCUCCUUCUCCAUACCUGGCUCCUCAUCCCGCUACUCGCUGGGCCCCAGCCUGCGCCGGGGGCACGAGGUGAGCGAACGUGUGCAGAGCAACGAGAUGGGCACGUCCGUGCUCAUCAUGCAGCCCAUCCUGCGCUUUCUGCAGCUGCUGUGUGAGAACCACAACCGGGACCUGCAGAACUUCCUGCGCUGUCAGAACAACAAAACCAACUACAACUUGGUGUGCGAGACGCUGCAGUUCCUGGACAUCAUGUGCGGCAGCACCACGGGUGGCCUGGGGCUGCUGGGGCUCUACAUCAAUGAGGACAAUGUGGGCCUCGUCAUCCAGACCUUGGAGACCCUCACUGAGUACUGCCAGGGCCCCUGCCAUGAGAACCAGGUGAGCUGGCCUGGUGGCACAAGCGGCAGCCAGGGUGGCAGUGUGGACAUGCGGGUAGAUGCAGCCAGCUGGGGCAGGGAGAGAGGCUGAGUUCUCUGGAGCUGCCACAAUUCUGACAGGGCUUGGGCCCUGUGUCCCCCACUGCAGCACUGGAACAGGCACUGACCGCUCCAGGUUGACUCAUCCAAGAAGGCACCUGCCCAGGAAGAAGAAAAAUAAAAAAGCGUGAAGAACUCCGAGGGUGAGCCCACGUGAAGUGCCACAACAUCCUACAUCCUGGCGCUGCAGCUCUCCAGGCACAAUAAACAGCUGCAGCACCUGCUGAAGCCGGUGAAGCGCAUUCAAGAGGAGGAGGCCGAGGGUAUCUCUUCCAUGCUCAGCCUCAACAACAAGCAGCUGUCACAGAUGCUCAAGUCCUCAGUGCCAGCACAGGAGGAGGAGGAAGACCCCCUGGCCUACUACGAGAACCACACGUCCCAGAUCGAGAUUGUGCGGCAGGACCGCAGCAUGGAGCAGAUCGUGUUCCCAGUGCCCGGCAUCUGCCAGUUCCUGACGGAGGAGACCAAGCACCGGCUCUUCACCACUACCGAGCAGGACGAGCAGGGCAGCAAAGUGAGCGACUUCUUUGACCAGUCCUCCUUCCUGCACAACGAGAUGGAGUGGCAGCGCAAGCUCCGCAGCAUGCCGCUGAUCUACUGGUUCUCCCGCCGCAUGACCCUGUGGGGCAGCAUCUCCUUCAACCUGGCUGUGUUUAUCAACAUCAUCAUUGCCUUCUUCUACCCCUACAUGGAGGGCGCGUCCACAGGCGUGCUGGACUCCCCUCUCAUCUCACUGCUGUUCUGGAUCCUCAUCUGCUUCUCCAUCGCGGCCCUGUUCACCAAGCGCUACAGCAUUCGCCCCCUCAUCGUGGCGCUCAUCCUACGCUCCAUCUACUAUCUGGGCAUCGGGCCCACGCUCAACAUCCUGGGUGCCCUCAAUCUGACCAAUAAGAUCGUGUUUGUGGUGAGCUUCGUGGGCAACCGUGGCACCUUCAUCCGGGGCUAUAAGGCCAUGGUCAUGGACAUGGAAUUCCUCUACCACGUGGGCUACAUCCUGACCAGUGUCCUGGGCCUCUUUGCUCAUGAGCUGUUCUACAGCAUCCUGCUCUUUGACCUCAUCUACCGCGAGGAGACCCUGUUCAACGUCAUCAAGAGUGUGACCCGCAAUGGCCGCUCCAUCCUGCUGACAGCCCUGCUGGCCCUCAUCCUGGUCUACCUCUUCUCCAUCGUUGGCUUCCUCUUCCUCAAGGAUGACUUCAUCCUUGAGGUCGACCGACUGCCCAACAACCACUCCACAGCCAGCCCCCUGGGGAUGCCACAUGGAGCUGCUGCAUUUGUGGACACCUGCAGUGGGGACAAGAUGGACUGUGUCUCAGGGGUCUCGGUGCCCGAGGUCCUGGAAGAGGAUGGGGAGCUGGACAGCACAGAGCGGGCCUGUGACACUCUGCUGAUGUGCAUCGUCACUGUCAUGAACCAUGGGCUACGCAACGGUGGUGGUGUAGGCGACAUUCUCCGCAAGCCCUCCAAAGAUGAGUCUCUCUUCCCAGCGAGAGUGGUCUAUGACCUCCUGUUCUUCUUCAUCGUCAUCAUCAUCGUGCUGAACCUCAUCUUUGGGGUAAUCAUCGACACCUUCGCUGACCUGCGUAGUGAGAAGCAGAAGAAGGAGGAGAUUCUCAAGACGACAUGCUUCAUCUGUGGUCUGGAGAGGGACAAGUUUGAUAACAAGACGGUGUCAUUUGAGGAACACAUCAAGCUGGAGCACAACAUGUGGAACUACUUGUACUUCAUUGUCCUGGUCCGCGUGAAGAACAAGACCGACUACACGGGCCCCGAGAGCUACGUGGCCCAAAUGAUCAAGAACAAGAACCUGGACUGGUUCCCCCGGAUGCGGGCCAUGUCCCUUGUCAGCAACGAGGGCGAGGGGGAGCAGAAUGAGAUUCGGAUUCUCCAGGACAAGCUCAACUCCACCAUGAAGCUGGUGUCCCACCUCACUGCCCAGCUCAACGAGCUCAAGGAGCAGAUGACAGAGCAGCGGAAACGCAGGCAACGCCUAGGCUUUGUGGAUGUCCAGAACUGCAUGAGCCGCUGAGAAGAGCCACUGAAGGCCCCAGCAGGGGAUGCUCAUCACUGGAGACUGCGAUUGUGAAGAACACUGCCCCCUCCCCCGGGUUGGGUGGCCCAGCCAGCUGGCCAGCCUCCACCCCUACUCUGCCAGACACCCCGACACCCACCCACGCUUUCAACAGCAUGGAGGGGGAGCCUCAGAGCUCACAGACCUGCUUAGAGCCCUUAAAAAAAAAAAGACUUGAAAGUUCACUGGGACUCAGUUUACCUUAAUGCCUUAGCAGAAGACAAAUCCUACCUAGAGACCUUUGUCCCUUAAAGCAAUAACUGACAACUCUUUGUAGUCCUCCUCAUGGGUAGUUAAAAGUGGGGUCACCCCUUUAUCUCCAAGCACUACAUUUUGGCUGCUGCCGGCCUCUGGGGAGGUGGCAGUAAUGCUAUUACUAGUGAUUUUAGGGCUUUGUUAUUUAACUUAUUCCAAGGGUGCUGUGCUCAGCCCUGCCCAUGGCUGUACAGCUCCCUCCGUGCCUCAGAUCUGCUGUAGCCAGUGCAGACCUCACUGUCGUGUCCAUGCCACCCUGGCAUGGCUGUAGGUGGCCUGAUGACUCCAUGAUGGACGAUCUUGCUCCUGGGACCUGCCUCUUCCCAGGCUUCCUGGGGGAGAGUUGUAUGCCCAGGCAAACAAGGGCUGAGCGGCGUUCGCAUGGCUGUUUCAUGACCGCUUGUUUUUCUCCUUUUGGUGUAAUGUUUUACAAAUCCUUUGGCCUGAGAACUAAUAUGUUAAUUGCCUUAAAUAAAUUAAUAGAAGUCUAGUCCGUUAAAAA
This is a messenger RNA of Cercocebus atys (sooty mangabey), 10035 nucleotides long. RefSeq names its product inositol 1,4,5-trisphosphate receptor, type 3 (gene ITPR3). The record is from RefSeq and is a predicted model, not a curated record. Gene Ontology annotation, molecular function: inositol 1,4,5-trisphosphate-gated calcium channel activity; inositol 1,4,5 trisphosphate binding. Gene Ontology annotation, biological process: calcium ion transmembrane transport. Gene Ontology annotation, cellular component: endoplasmic reticulum; membrane. The transcript is spliced from 56 exons. Lineage: Eukaryota; Metazoa; Chordata; Mammalia; Primates; Cercopithecidae.